Molecule: messenger RNA, 3667 nt
Organism: Meleagris gallopavo (turkey)
Lineage: Eukaryota; Metazoa; Chordata; Aves; Galliformes; Phasianidae
Gene: COL20A1
Product: collagen type XX alpha 1 chain
Molecular function (GO): protein binding
Source: RefSeq, a predicted model, not a curated record
CACAGCUUCUUGCUGCUCUCUAGGAAAUCAGCAAGCAGCUUCCUAGAUGGAGGUUUAGCACUGAGAUAACACGAGCACUCCGUGCCGUUCAUUGUGAUUUACAGACACAGGCUCGUGCUUUCCUUGCAUGCUUUAUUGAGCCACGUGUCCGGGCCACCGCUCUGCUGCACGGUGCAGAAGGGAGGUGGGGGAAUCUCUGUCCCUCUCCCCCUUCCUUCCUCCCUCCCUCCCCUCCCUUAACUGCACUGACUCUGGGACUGAGCUCUCUCUGUUGAGAUCUCUCCAAGCACGCCGACGUGCAGCGAGGCGCUGGGGCUCCUUCCCCAACGUCUGAGAAUGUAGCAGGAUCCAAACUGCCUCCGGAGAGCCGCUCCAACAGGUCCUGCUCACCAUGCUGAUUCGCACCUGCUUCUUUUUUGCCUGCCUGCCUGUGGCGAGCCACGUCUGGGGACGAGGGGGGCAAGGGUCAGGCCGGCUGAAACUCACAGUCCUUUCAGAAGACAGGCUCCAGAUGAAAUGGAAAGAAACCGAAGGAAACAUCAAUGGCUACAAAGUGCGGGUAAAGCCCAUGGCAGGGGACUCGGAGCAAGAAGUCAUGCUGAAAACAAAGACUCCCAAAGCCACGGUGGGGGGGCUGAGUCCUACCAAGGAAUACACGCUGCAGGUCUAUGUGCUCAAUGGCUCCCAGGAAGCCUUAUUCGCUAAGCGGAAAUUUGUGAUAGAGGAUCUUAAAAAUGCAUCCCAGUCUAGAAAUAACCGAAGAAACUCAGGAGCUGCACCAGGAAAGAAUCUCACCUCUGUGGGCAGCUCAACAGCGGAGCAGAGCCUGGGGAUGGAGACUGCUCCACCACCCUUGAGCACCAUCCUGACACAUCCAGCAAAGGACAGAGCUGAAAAGAAAAGGCACAAAGGGACUCAGCCCAAGGGCUCAGGAGAAACCACGAGGAGCCAGCCCAGUGUUGGUGUGACACAAACACCAUCACCAACCACAAAGUCAUCCCAGCGUACCACUGCAAACGUGGAGCGAGAGUCUCUAGGAAAAGACAAACCCACAAGGGAUUCACUGAGGAGAGGUUACCAGUUCCAGUGUGACACGUCUGCAAUGACCGAUAUUGUCCUGCUUGUGGAUGGAUCAUGGAGCAUUGGGCGCAACAAUUUCAAGCUCAUUAAGGAGUUCCUGAGCGCUUUGAUUUCCCCAUUCAAUAUUGCCCAAGACAAGAUAAGAGUAGGGCUGUCCCAGUACAGCAGCGAUCCCCGCACAGAGUGGGAUCUGAGUGCUUAUGCUACGAGGGACCAGGUGCUGGAGGCAGUGAGAAACCUGCGCUACAAGGGUGGCAACACCUUCACAGGCCUGGCGCUCACUCAUGUCCUGGAACAAAAUCUGAAACCAGAUGCUGGUGCCCGGCUGGAAGCUGAGAAAUUGGUAAUCCUCCUGACUGAUGGAAAAUCCCAGGAUGAUGCCAACCUGGCUGCUCAGACCUUGAAAAACGUGGGCAUAGAGAUAUUUGCUAUUGGGGUGAAGAACGCAGAUGAGGCUGAGCUGAAGCAGGUGGCCUCAGAGCCACUGGAGCUCACAGUGUACAACGUGCUGGACUUCCCCCUGCUCAGCUCCCUGGUUGGCAGGCUCACCCGGGUCCUCUGCAGCAGGAUCAAGGAGAGGAGCAGCAAGGAGAGUGCAGGUAGAGCUGUGAAAGAUAUCCCUACAAAUACAGGUCCACAGCUGAGCCCAACAGACCUUAAAAUAUCAGCUGUGACUUCUAAAAGCAUGCACUUGGCCUGGAGUCCUCCUCUGAGUCCGCCAAAGAAAUACAGGGUUGUGUACAAUCCAUCGAAGGGCGGCACUCCCAAGGAGGUGCUUCUGGAUGGAGCUGUCUCCUCUCUGUGGCUUUCCAACCUGACCUCGCACACAGAGUACCUGGUGUCAGUGUUUCCCAUUUAUGACACAGCCGUUGGGGAUGGGCUGAGAGGCGUCACCUCCACAUUGCCUCUGUCUGCCCCUCGCUCCCUGCGUGUCUCCGAGCUGAGCCACAACAGCAUCAGGCUGAGCUGGAAGGCAGCCCAGGGAGCCACGCAGUACCUGGUGCUCUGCUCUGCAGCCCCCGACGGAGCAGAGGACUAUACGACAGAGAUGAAGGUGGCUGAGCCUGAGGUCCUGCUGGACGGGCUGUCACCCAGCACUGAGUAUUCCAUUGCAGUAUAUGCGUUGUAUGGGGAAGAUGCCAGUGAUCCAGCCAGUAUCCAGGAAACCACCUUGGCCUUGAGCCCUCCCAGGUACCUGAGCUUUUCAGAGCUUAGCCACUCAUCCGUGCGGGUCAGCUGGGAGCCAGCAUCACUGGCAGUGAAAGGUCAUCGUGUCACCUACGUGUCUAGCAGAGGGAGCAACACUGGGGAGGUUGAGGUUCUUGGCACUGCAAUGUCCGCUGUCCUGAGACCACUGUCCUCCCUCACCCAGUACUUCAUCAGUGUCCGAUCUAUGUAUGAUGAGGGUGACUCCUUUCCAAUCACUGGCAACGUCACCACUUUGAAGGUCCCCCCGCCGCGGGCACUGAAGGUUUCUGAGCUCUCUGAGAACAGCCUCCGGCUGCACUGGGAAGCUGUCGCUGCCUCUGAUGUGGUUGUCUAUCAGAUCAAGUGGAGCACAGCUGGUGGAGAGAAGCCUCAAGAGCUCUCCAUCGCUGGAAAUGUGGCAACUGCCAUCCUGCCUGGCUUGCAGAAGAACACAGACUACAAAAUAUCCAUCUGGGCCUACUACAAAGAUGGUGCUCGAAGUGACACAGUUUCCGUUCAGCACAGAACCACUUCUCGGAGCCCACCCACCAACCUCUUCAUAGACUCUGAGAGCCCCACUAGCCUCCAGAUCCACUGGAAGCCUCCCGAGGGCCGCAUACAGCACUACAGAAUCACCUACAGUCCUGUUUCUGACCCCAGCACCCAGCAAACAAUCAUGGCUUCUGGGAAAAGCAGCAGUGUGACCUUGCAGCCGCUGCUGCCCGAUCGAGCCUACAAGGUGGCAGUUUCUGCUGUCCACUACACAGGAGAGAGUGAGAGCACAACUGCAACGGGUCGGACGGCUCCUGUGAUGUCUAAACUGCCUUCAAUACGAGGAUUUGUUCCAUCUAAGACAGAAGCCUGUCCCCCCAUCAGCUCUUCUGCAGGCUCCGUACGAGGAUUCGAUAUGAUGGAAGCAUUUGGCUUAGUAGAGAAGGAAUAUGCCUCCAUUAAAGGAGUGGCUAUGGAGCCAUUCGUAUUUAGUGGCUCCCGCACCUUCACCCUGUUCAGAGACAUUCAGCUCACCCUGAGGACCAGCGAUGUCCACCUCUUUGCCAUCCCACCCGAGCACACCAUCAGCAUCCUCCUGCGCCUCCUGCCCGACACCCCCAAGGAGCCCUUUGCUGUGUGGCAAAUAACCGACGAGGACUUCCAGCCCCUCCUUGGUGUUAACCUCGACCCCAGUAAGAAAACCUUGACCUAUUUCAAUCAUGACUACAAGGCUGAUUUGCAGGAAGUCUCCUUUGACCAGCAGGAAGUGAAGAAGAUAUUCUAUGGGAGCUUUCAUAAGGUCUUUAUCAAUAAAGGGAGGAAUGUAGCUCACGAUUUCAUCCACUUUGAGACUAUUAUGCCAUCAAUGUGUAUUGUUCAAAGCGAGGAGUGAUUAUAAGUGCUUUGC